Messenger RNA from Setaria italica (foxtail millet), 1557 nucleotides. Its product is annotated as probable LRR receptor-like serine/threonine-protein kinase At3g47570. Lineage: Eukaryota; Viridiplantae; Streptophyta; Magnoliopsida; Poales; Poaceae. The record is from RefSeq and is a predicted model, not a curated record. Gene Ontology annotation, molecular function: protein kinase activity; protein binding; ATP binding. Gene Ontology annotation, biological process: protein phosphorylation.
UCAUGAACCUGAAAGCCAUCCAGCAGAUUGAUCUUUCUCAUAACAACAUAACAGGACAAAUUCCAGAUUUUUUCAAUAGUUUCACUGCAUUGGAGGACCUUGAUUUAUCUUUCAACAACUUUGAGGGGCCUGUUCCGACCAGUGGCUACUUCCGUAAUGGCAGUGUAGUAGAUUUGUAUGGCAACACUAAGCUAUGUGCAAGUGUCUCCAUGUUUGCAUUGCCGAUUUGCCCCACAACAUCAACAGUACUGAAGAAAAGGCACCUCAUCAACACUCGCUUAUUGCUAAUAGUAGCUCCACCAAUCGCUAUUGCCUUUUUCUCGUUCUUAUGCUGUAUGAUCACACUUCUGAAGAAAAGAACACACACAGCAUCAAUUUACAAGGGGACCAUGAAGAAGGUAUCCUAUGGUGACAUCCUCAAGGCUACCAAUUGGCUCUCUCCUGUCAACAAGAUCAGCUCAAGCCGCACUAGUUCUAUCUACAUUGGCAGAUUUGAGUUUGAGACAGAUCUCGUGGCCAUCAAAGUGUUCCAUCUUGACGAGCAUGGUUCACUAAACAACUUCCUUAUGGAAUGUGAAGUGCUCAGAAACACCCGGCAUCGCAAUCUUAUGAAACCAGUGACCUUAUGCUCAACAGUGGACUUGGAUAACAACGAGUUCAAAGCUAUAGUUUUUGAUUUCAUGGCUAAUGGAAGCUUGGACAUGUGGGUGCACCCAAAGUUAUACCAAAACAGCCCCAAGAGAGGUUUAAGCUUGGGUCAGAGGAUAAGAAUAGCUAUGGAUGUUGCUUCGGCUUUGGACUACAUGCACAACCAACUCACACCACCUCUAGUUCACUGCGAUUUGAAGCCAGCUAAUGUUCUUUUGGAUUACGAUAUGACGGCUCGAGUUGGUGAUUUUGGAUCUGCAAAGUUUCUAUCUUUGGGUCUCAGUAGUCCAGAAGGUUUUGUUGCUAUAGGAGGAACUAUGGGAUAUAUCGCACCUGAGUACGGAAUGGGGUAUAAAAUCUCAACUGGGUGUGAUGUGUACAGUUUCGGUGUGUUGCUGCUAGAAAUGCUCACCGGAAAGCGACCCACUGAUACAAUGUUCAUCGAUGGCAUGAGCCUUCACAAGCUGGUGAGCUCAGCAUAUCCAAAUGGACUUCCUGAGGUUUUAGAUCCCUACAUGUCCCAGGAGGGAGACCGUGCAUUUGCAUCAUCAACACUACAGGGCUAUCUGAUACCAUUGGUUGAAGUUGCCCUCUCAUGUUCUAUGGAACUACCCAAAGAUCGACCAGUAAUGCAUGAUAUUUGUGCCAAAAUAUUUGAGAUCGGCGAGUCAUUCCUCUAGUCCUGGUGAAAUACUUGGACCGUAUUGAACAAAUUUUGGGCAAUGUGAUCUUCUAGGGAAGUAAGAACUACAACAUGUGGCUAGCUGCGGACUAUGGUUGUGUACAUUAAUCCUGCUCGAUUUCGAUUCAGAGUUCAGGUGCGGAUAUUGCUAGUUGGCGUACGAUCAAUAUCUUCUUGUGAUGUUUCAUUCCCAGUCCUAAGAAAAUAAUGCUUGUUUGUGAUGCCAA